Molecule: messenger RNA, 2449 nt
Organism: Rana temporaria (common frog)
Lineage: Eukaryota; Metazoa; Chordata; Amphibia; Anura; Ranidae
Gene: TJAP1
Product: tight junction associated protein 1
Exons: 11
Coding region: 370-2097 (575 amino acids)
Biological process (GO): Golgi organization
Cellular component (GO): trans-Golgi network
Source: RefSeq, a predicted model, not a curated record
CCGCUCCGAUUAGGUGAGGGAACGUCACACGUCGGACGUGGGGAUUCCGGAGGAUUACCCAGAAUACCCAGCGGGAAGAUGGCUGCCCGGAGGUGAACACCUCACUGUCCGUGUUGCUGCAGAUGCUCUUGAAGGAGGCGGAGCUGUCAUUUCACAAAGAGGCGGAGCUGGAAGGUAUAAUGAGGAUUCCAGCGGCUUGAAUUACUUCGGUGUGUCCGGGGCUUUGGUACAAAGAGCGCAGAUCCCUCUCUGGAGAUGGCAGCAUGCGAGUCUGCAGAGGAGUGUCCCUAUCAGGAGUCCUGAUCAGAAGAGGAUCUUCCAGCUGAUCCCGGGGUCAAGCUCUUGCGAAUCGCUUCUCGUGGAUCCAGAAUGAGCAGCAUUGCCCCUUCCAAGAAGCCGUACCGAAAGGCUCCUCCACAGCACCGAGAGAACCGUCAUGACCCACCUGCAGCACGGGGGGAGGAGUCGCCAGAGCAGCCAAGUAAGGAGCCGUCAACAGAAGGAGAUAGAAUCGGCUUCCUGCAGCUCCAGAAUGAUGAACUCCGCCGACGCUUGGCGUAUGCUACAACGAAGAUGGAGGCCAUGGAGCAUGAACUGGAUGCUGGCCGCCAUUACCUGGAGGUGGAGCUAAGCCGCAACCGGGAGGAACUGGAGAAACUUAAGGACAAGUUUCGGCGGUUACAGAACAGCUACACAGCCUCGCAGAGGACCAAUCAGGACUUGGAGGAGAAGCUGCACACACUGAUAAAGAAAGCAGAGAUGGACCGCAAGACGCUGGACUGGGAGAUUGUGGAACUCACCAAUAAACUUCUGGAUGCAAAAACUACCAUUAAUAGACUGGAAGAGUUAAAUGAGCGAUAUCGCCAGGACUGUAACCUCGCUGUUCAGCUGCUCAAGUGCAACAAAUCUCAUUUCAGGAACCACAAAUUUGCAGAUUUACCGUACAAGCUUCAGGACAUGGUUAGCAAACAUCUGCAAAGCUCUACUUCCUCUCCUGGAUCAGGACAAGAUACCCCUCCACUGGUCCUCUCACAAUCCGAUGUGGUGCCCACUUCUGUGAUUGCACGUGUUUUGGAGAAACCGGAGUCGCUCAUUCUGAAUUCGGCCACGUCCAGCAGCGGUAGCGGUCCUACAGCUGAGGAUGUCUUUGUCCACGUUGAUAUGAGUGGUUCUGGUCAGCAGCAAAAUGGCGUUCUGCAGAAACAGGGGAGCGAGGACAGCGGAGGUGAAGAUGUGGCAACUUUUGAAAAACUAAGUCCCUACCCUACCCCUCCGCCCCCGCACCCCAUGUACCCAGGCCGUAAGGUAAUAGAGUUCUCAGAUGAGAAAGUUCGGAUCCCCAAGAACAGUCCACUACCCAACUGUACCUAUGCCACGCGGCAAGCCAUUUCCCUCAGCCUCGUGCAAGGUGAGAAUGGGAGCCCAGACAGGCAUCGUACCGUACCCAACAGCCCGGCAUCUUCAGGCAGCUACCCGCAGCGUGCACGGAGCGCUGAUAACCCUGCGCGCUCCCCGCUAAGCAGUGCUGCCCCUAGUUCUGCUAGCUCUGAGGAGGACAUGUUGGCCAACUGGCAGAGGAUGUUUGUGGAUAAAGCGGCCCCUACCACAGAUGGGUCCUUGGCCCAUCGCACAUCCUUCAAUCGGGACACCGCCAUUGAGUUACAGCAGAGAUUUAGUCGCUCUAUGCAGGAACUGAGCCUCGCAGCUCAAGUUUUCUCCGAGCGAGAGUCAUCCGGUAACAGCUGGCUCAGCAGCCGGGAGUCUAGCUUGGAUGUGGAGAGCUCCGGCACAAAGAGGGGUCACCUGCCCAAUGAGUAUGGCAAGGACUUCUCUAGGGAGGAGGCGCUGGACCUUCUCUCUGGGGGGAUGGAAGAAGAGGAUGUGGAGGAGCCACCAGUCAUCUCCGAGGACAUAGAGGAAGAACAAGAACUAGAAGAUCAGGUCCAGGAGAUCCACCUAGAACCAGAGCCAGAGACCUUUUUGGAGAAACCUCCGAGCGGCCGCCCACACCGCAGCCCAAAAAGGAUGGGCGUACAUCACCUGCACCGCAAGGAUAGCCUGACACGGGCGCAGGAACAGGGGAACUUAUUGAACUAGAGGUGAAGCUCCGUGUAUGCGGGCCACGUCCUCGCCUUACGUUAUAUGCAGAAGAUCAGGCCUAGAGCUUUGUCACCUUUCUGGGCUUGCUCUGGUCAUCUGUGUGUCUUGCAUCCAUUUCAUGUAUGCACUACUGGAGGUGGGUUUCCCUGGAGGUGUCGUAAGAAGACAGGGCCAUUCAAACAGGAGGAAGUAGGCGUUCUCCUCUGCCAGGUUCUAUUAGGUGGUUCUGCCCCAUAGUUGGAAGGGACCCUAGAGAUAUGGGUGUGUGCUUUGGGGGUGGCAAGGUGAGGCGCUAAUGAGACAAACAGGCAGUGUAUUACACCUGAAUGUGGAUCCUGUGACCACAACG